AUGGACUGGAAAACAUUAAGUUUUUGUUCAUUGACUUUAGAUUAUUUAGUUAUAGUUUAUUUAAAUUUUAGACAAUUAUUUACUUACAAAAAAUUUAUAAAAACAAAUAAAGAAAAUAAAGAUUUAGCAGAAGAAUUAUUACUUUCAAGUCUUAGAUAUAGACAAACAGUAUUUAAAAUAGUUGCAACAAUUUAUAGCGUAAUAACGUAUUUUAUAUUUUUACAUUUUAUUUAUCCAAAAUUAUGGAACCUUUCAAUCGAAAUAACAUCAACAGAUAGUUUAUUAAAAAAUGAAAUUAUUGGAACAAUGUUAUUUUUUGCUUUAAAAGCUUUACUUAAUGUUGUUUUAAAUUUCCCAGUAUCAUUUUUCAGUACCUUUUAUUUAGGUGAUGAUGAAUUAAACUUAAAGGCUUUUAGAGUUUUUGUGCAAGACAAAGCUUUAGCAUAUAUAUUUUCAAUAUUUUUAUAUUUCCCAUUACUCACUUGCUCGAUAUUAAUUAUUAGGUCAUUUUAUACUCAACACUCAUGGAUAUAUUGUACAGUUUUGGAUUUUAUUUAUCAGUUUUUUAUUGAGUUUAUAUACUCACCAAUGGUUAAACCAAUGUUUGUACAAAUGAUAAACCUUCCAGACGGGGAUUUAAAGAAUGAUAUUAUUCAGGUUUGUAAAAAGACUGGUUAUAACACAAAUAGCGUUUUGAUAUCACUAGAUACAGCAGCACAAAAUAGUACACAACAUUUAAAUAUUUAUUGCUCACCAUAUUUUAAAAAACAAGUUAUUAUUCACGAAUCAUCAUUCAAAAAAUAUAGUAAGGAAGAUGUAGUUUCAGCAUUGGCUCACGAAAUAUACCAUUGCAAACAACAUGAUCAAUUAAAGAAUUUAGUCAUCCAAACAUUGAAUAAUGGUUUGUUUUUCUUUUUAUUAAAUCACUUUAUUCAAAGUCCAACAUCGUUUAGUGAUUUUGGUUUUGAAUAUGACUCAUUAUACAUAGGCUACUUGGUAUUCUCUUUUAUAUAUGGACCAAUUCAUCAACUUUUAUUCAAUAUCUUUAGCACUAUUCUCGUUAGAAAUCAAGAGUUUUCAGCCGAUCUUUAUUCACAAACUCAAUUAGGUUAUAACAAUUUAGAAACUUUAAAAAAGAUACUCAAGAUAGAAAAUGGAGAUAAACUAGUCGAUUAUUAUUAUUCAUUAGUAUUCAACAACUAUCCAUCAGUUAUAGAAAGAAUUAAGAAUUUAGAAUUAUUAUUAAAAAAGUCAAAAUAAAAUCCCUCCAAAUUUAAUUUUUAAUAU
Dictyostelium purpureum is the source of this 1287-nucleotide messenger RNA. RefSeq lists its product as uncharacterized. Gene Ontology annotation, cellular component: endoplasmic reticulum membrane. The transcript is spliced from 4 exons. Gene Ontology annotation, biological process: CAAX-box protein processing. Gene Ontology annotation, molecular function: metalloendopeptidase activity. The coding region runs from base 1 to 1260 and encodes 419 amino acids. The record is from RefSeq and is a predicted model, not a curated record. Lineage: Eukaryota; Evosea; Eumycetozoa; Dictyosteliales; Dictyosteliaceae.